Messenger RNA from Closterium sp. NIES-65, 1512 nucleotides. NCBI's taxonomy places the organism in Eukaryota, Viridiplantae, Streptophyta, Zygnematophyceae, Desmidiales, Closteriaceae. The record is from the annotation of a GenBank genome assembly.
AUGUGCUGUUUCAUGCCCCUUCACGCGUGCCCCGUGUGCCCUGCUCCACCCCCUAGGCUGGCAGUGGGAUGGCUGACAAUAACCGCCAUGCGAGCCAGCAAUCUCCGCAACCAGGGGCUGGUGGGCACCAGCGACCCCUACCUGCACUUCUACCUGACGAGCAGCCUGGGCAGCCGCGAGUCGAGUGUGCGGGACAACGACCUCAACCCCGACUGGGGGGACGAGGAGUUAAGACUUAAAGUGCUGGAUCCCGCCACCCAGAAGCUGCACGUGGAGGUGUUUGACAAGAACACGGUAUCCCGGUAUCCCGGAAUCCCGGUAUCCCGGUAUCCCGGUAUCCCGGUAUCCCGAUAUCCCGGUAUCCCGGUAUCCCGGCGCCUCAAAAGAGGCUGUGGGCUGGGCGCGCAUGGCUGUGGUUUAAUACACGUUGAGACACAUUUCCUUGCCUUUGUUCCUUCCAUCCCCGUCUCUCUCCCCCGUCCCUCUCCCUAUUUAAAGCCUGCUCCUGCCAUUCUGAUCCUGCCCCAUUUCCCAUCCCAAGGGAAGGUGGACAGGAUGAUGGGGGUGCAGGUGGUGGCAGUGAGUGAGAUAGCAGGGAAGGCGGACAGGCUGAUCGGGGUGCAGGAGGUUGCACUGAGCGAGGGGAAGGCGGACAGGCUGAUGGGGGUGCAGCUGGUGGCGCUGAGCAAGCUGGCAGUGGGGGAGGCAAAGGACUUUGAGUUGCGCCUGGCGCCGCGCUUCAGCGACCUGGGGGGCGCACAGUCCGGGGGGAGGAGCCGAAGAGACAUCGGGAGUGUGUGCUUCCGCCUGCUGUACAACCCUUUGGGAGAGAACGAGGCGCCCCCGCCAAUGGAUGUGGAGGAGAUGCAGGAGGAGGAGGCGGAGGCGUUCCCUGAGUGGGUGCCGGUGGGGGGCGGGCUGCUGCGCGUGAUCCUCAAGCGCGGCGAGGGGCUGGAGGCACGGCACCACGCCAACCCGUUCGUUGUUCUGCGGUUUCGCAACCAAGAGUGGCAGAGCCAGGUGGGGGGGAGAACCAGGUGUGAGGCAGGGGAGGGUGGGCAGAACCAGCUGCGUGGGAGAAAUGGAGAAUGGCAGAGGCAGCACUACAAGAAGCAGGCGGACGUGGUAUUUGAGGAGGAGCCGUUCGAGGUGUUCCUGGAAAAGCCACCAGUGAGCGACACGCUGCACAUCAAAGUCUUCUCCAAGUCUCUUUCCUCCUUCUCCGUCCUCUCCAAGGAGGCGGUGGGGUACUGUGAGAUACAGCUGAGCGACGUGGUGAUCAACGGGCGCAUCAACGACCUCUACCCUCUCAUCGACUCCAAGGGCCAGCUGCAGCUCGAGCUACAGUGGCACCGCCGCACCGACGCCUCACAGGUCGCAGAAGAGACGUCGCUCGCCACCCGCGUGGGGCAGAUGAUCCAGCAGACGGCGGUGGGGAAUAUAAUCACGCAGACAGUUAAUCGGAUGGAGAACGCGUCAGAGGAGAUCAAGGCACGCUGGCAGCAGCCAUAG